This is a messenger RNA of Salvelinus sp. IW2-2015, 3863 nucleotides long. Its product is annotated as RNA-binding protein 4.1. NCBI's taxonomy places the organism in Eukaryota, Metazoa, Chordata, Actinopteri, Salmoniformes, Salmonidae. Gene Ontology annotation, cellular component: nucleus. The record is from RefSeq and is a predicted model, not a curated record. Gene Ontology annotation, molecular function: mRNA binding.
CUCAGUAGGCGGGAUUUAUCCGCUUCUUAGAACGCUGGUGUAGCCAUUUUUCUUGUGUGACUGUAAGGCAGAUUGAGGCUUUCUACAACACUGCUUCAAGGAUGGUCAAGAUCUUCAUUGGGAAUGUCCCUCGGGAGGCAGACAAGGAUGAAAUUCAGGCGCUCUUCUCACAGUACGGUGCCGUCACAGAAUGCGCUAUCGUCAAGAAUUUUGCAUUCGUCCACAUGGAUGACCGUAAGUCUGCCACCAAAGCCAUCCGCAGCCUGCACCUCUACAAGCUGCAUGGCACGGCGAUAAACGUUGAGGCUAGUCGCGGGAAGAACCAGGGAGCUGUCAAACUCCACGUGACAAACGUGGAGAAGGGCAACGAUGAUGAGCUCCGCACUUUGUUCGAGGAGUAUGGCACAGUCUCUGAAUGUGCUAUUGUCAAAAACUUCGCGUUUGUGCACAUGGACAACUCCGACGAAGCUUUGGAUGCCAUCAAGGGAUUAGACAACGUUGAAUUCCAGGGGAAACGUAUCCAUGUUCAGAUAUCAAAGAGCCGUCCCAGGUACGAGGAGGAAGAAGACUACCCCCCACCUCAAAGGGGGGGAUACUGGCCCCCCCGUGGCUACCCCGGGGAGAGGCAUGAUCCUCCACCCCCUAGCUAUCUAAGAGGUCGUCACCCACCCCCUCAUCACGGGUACCCUGCCCCCCCUCCACCACCCCCUCCCCCUAGACGAGCCCCUUACCCAGAGCGUGCUUAUGAGCGCGAGAGGGAGAGCUAUGCCGUGGUGGAUUACUAUGAGAAAUACAGGGCUCGCCCUGCCGCUUACGGCAUAAUGUCCUAUGAUGAGAGGCGUGUAGGCUCCUUACCCCCUCCUCCCCCGCCCCCCUCUUCCAUGGUCAGGGAGCGUUUCAUGGCCUCUGGCCUCGAUCCAUAUGAGCGUCGCCCCCUCCCUCCUCCCCCGUCUGCGUACUACGCCAGGGACCGUAGUCCCAUUCGGAGGGCCCCUCCUCCCCCCAUGCCCCCCGCCGGUAACGGUUACUCCUAUGAGCGUUCCCGACUCUCCCCCGUCUCUCGGCCCGCGAUGUACAACCUACCACGUACCAGGGACCCCUACGCCGACAGGUUGCCGCCGCCGCCACCGGCCCGCUAUUACUAAGCAGCGUACACCGGCGUUUGACUCAAGGUUUAAAUAUUUCAACAAGAUCUGCGUCCUCGUCACCGCCGUCGUCUCCUGAUGCACGCAGCGAUUUACACCCGUCUGGUUGAGCGCGUUUCGUUCUCCUGCAACACUCUCAGGAGGAAUUGUAAUGCAUGACCCCUCGUCAUCUAAAACACUUUUAUUACACUCGUAUUGUUUUGGCCUUUUUUGUUUUGUAUUUUAGUAUUGUGCUUUAGCUACAUUUAUAGUCUCUGGCUCCCAGAAGCCUUUUAGUCAGUCGUUUUUAUUUUAUUUUACGUCCUUGAUAUACUGUAACGUGUCAUUAUACAAACUUUUGCUGUUAAAUCAAAUUUCUGAAAUUUGAUGAAUGGAAGCUGCAGCACGUUAUUAUGAAAAGGAUGUUAUUAAUAUCAAAUAAUCGUGACUGUAUAUCGACUUGAAUACGAACCAUCAUGUGUUUCCUUUGAAAUUAAACCACCACGUUUGUUCAAUCUACGUCUGAAAUUAUGACAAGUUAUGGAUUAUGAAAAGGUUGCGCUCUGCGACAAUGUACAACGGCGUAAUAAAACCACUACGACGGACUACAACAAUGGACUAGUUGGUUAAUUUAAUUAGACAAAUAUUUGCUGAUGGUAGCUAGUUUUACUAAGGUGGGUAACGUUCUUGUUUGACAUCACAGAGGACAUGAUGUUAGUAAAUAAAAUAAACUGAAUUGUAUAGUCAUUUGGAUAUUUUUUUUCUCUUGUUAAAUCAAAGUCGUGUCACAUUCUUAUAUCACUAUCAGUGAUUCAAUGGCGGAUGAUCAGUUGCUUCACAAUAUACUUAAACCAUUGAAUCGUGAUCGUGUGAACGGGGGAUAUAUGCUUGAUAAUAAAUUAAGAAUCGUCCUCUACCAAUGUGAAAUAACGUUAUCGCUUAUGUCUCCCCUCGACUUCAAGCGCUCAAUCACAAUUGAACUAUCUAAAUCAACCCCUUCACUCCCCAUCAAUUUAUUUAGGUGUCAUGGUUUGGAUUGAUAGGGCUUUAUUGUCAUGUCCCCAGUUCUCACCAUAUUACACUUGGCAUAACUGUUCUGAGCACCCUUGCUCUGGAAGACUCUUUGGAGAGAUGUUCUUGGCACAGCCUGCAGUAACCUAACCAGGUAAGAUGGGAAUCGGGAUCAGUUGUGGGUUGUAUGAAUCUAAGGGUUAAAGAUGUGAUGAAUUUAGGUACACAGGAGUAGAGGUGUUUUGGCCAAGAGGUGUUUUCUGAAUUUAGUACAGGGAAAUGGCAAACAACCUUUUGAUGUGUGCGCUUGAUUUAUGCCAGGUGUGGACAGGUAAUAUAGUUUUGUUAUUCCUUUCCAAACUAAAAAGCAGUAUGUCAAUCAAAUGUCUUUUAAAGGGGCAAUCUGGGAUUCGUCAACAUCUUGGGAAUUAUAUUAAUGAUAUAUGCCUAGCCAUUGAUUCUUAAAGAAUAUAGCUUUAAUGCCUCAUGAGCAUAGUUAAGCUGUCCUACCCAAAAAAUGUUUCACAGCCCCAAACGUAAGCAUGUUACUCCAUUGUUUGUAAACAAUGUUUAAUUGUAAACAAACUAUAGCUUCAAAGCCUGGUCAACUAUUAUUUUGAGCUCAUAGAUAGUCGUUUCAAUAGCUCAGUUUAUGAUUUUCAGUGGUUACAUUUCUCCAGCCCAUCCCUCAGCUGUUAACCAAACAAUUGUCGGGGGCUUUGUUAUUUGAAUCCAAGAUUGCCCUUCCAUAAGCAAGCAGGGACCAAGUAUUUUCAGGUCAGCAGGUUCCUAGUGAUGUGUGGGUGUAUUUUUUGUUGUGUGCAUAUAAGAAAAACGAAAACGAACGUUUAUUGGACAAGUAAAGGUUAGUGAGUAUCCCCGUGUUGGACAUAUUGGUUCUAGUGAAUGCGAACCUGCGUUCAAUGUUCUAGGCAUCUGUUAAAUUACAAAUGUAUAAUUAAUUGAGCAUUCGUAUGUAGUGAAACCUAUACUGGAAAUGGUUAUAUUGGUUUGUACAGACUCAUUCCUACUAUCCGGUGCCUUUUGGUCCUCAUAACUUUAAAUAACGUGUUUGUGUGUGUAUAUGUAUUUUAUCAGAAAGCACACGUUUGACUUUCAUAAAAUAUUGGUCAAACUCGGGCACUAAAAUCCCUGUUGUGUUCAUGAUCCCAUACAGUCCAUCGCAUAAUCCUAACAGGGUGGCAAUUUGGAGCAUAAAUUAGCCAUAGCUCUGGGUGAUUUGAGAUAGCAUAAUCGUGAACACUUAAAGGAUUUUAAAUUCUUUAUGAAAUGUUUUUUUAAGAUUUAGAAAUUUGAUAAACUUUCUCUCAUUUAGCCUAACAAAGGAAAUGUAUGACUAGCAUAAUGAAAAAUGCAUAAAACCGAGUGUUUAUAUUUAUUUACAUUUGGCACAAUUGUUUUCCCCCACAAAACGGGAUGUCCUGAACGUGGUUGUGGGAAGGGCAUGUUUUCUUAACGGAGAAUUACUACAUACUAAGGGUGAAAAGUGGUAUCGGGGCACACAAUUUUAAAUUCAAUAGUUUAUAUUUCUCGUAGAAGUUGAAUAACACCUGGGGUGGCAUAAACGCCUACAUCCACUGAAAAAAAGUGAUAAAAAUGCGUAACAUUCCCUUUCAAGAUCUAUAUUUUUGUGUUUUUAAGGAAAGGACCCCUGACCUUAAUCCCCCUCCCUGAUUGUUUCAUUUCCAAAUAAAAUACUUAAAACCA